Messenger RNA from Alternaria triticimaculans, 1461 nucleotides. RefSeq lists its product as uncharacterized. The coding region runs from base 1 to 1461 and encodes 486 amino acids. Lineage: Eukaryota; Fungi; Ascomycota; Dothideomycetes; Pleosporales; Pleosporaceae. The record is from RefSeq and is a predicted model, not a curated record. The transcript has 2 exons.
AUGAAGAGCAAAGCCAAAGGGACUAUUCUGCCUCUGCGGCAGGCCGAAUUCGACGCCCUGCCGUAUUCAGUCCAGAGAAAGUACUUUUCAUCCCUGGAGCGUUUGCAGAUCGCCCAGCACGCCUCCGACGAGCCUACUACAUCAGGCCGCUCGUCCCAGGCCAGCACCGCUUCCAAAUCCCACCGGCCCUCGCUAUCUCUCGGCACCGGACGACGCAGACGCAAAUCCGAAAAGGCUGUGCACGCUCACGACAUUUCCCACAUUGACCUUGACUUCUUUCUCUCCUUGCCUGAAAAGGUACGCAAGCAGCAUUUUUCCCGCGAAGAGCAGGCCCUCCUCCAAGGCAGGCACGAACAGGCGUUCCUUCCCGACGACCAGGAUCCCGAGUGGGCACAACAACGCUUCAACGAUUUUCACUUCGACUUCUCCCACUCCACGCUCGACCUUCCGGAACGCGGCCGUUCACGACGUCGUUCAUCUUCGGCCUCUUCGACCGUCAGCCCUUCCCGCCCUACUUUCGGGCCUUCUUGUACAUCAAACACGGACAAGGACCGAAACACCCAUUUGCUAUAUCUCGACACAAUGGCCACGCCCAUCUUCCAUCGGAGGGAAACCUCAACGGCAGACAUGAGACGAACCAUGUCCCUCACGUCGCACCCUGUCCGCCUUGGAUCUUCAUACAUGGCGGAUCCUCCACUCUUCAAUGCUCGGCCGAAUCGACUUCACCAGCGUGCCCACUCUUCUUCUCUUACAGGCCACAUAUCGCCGUCUACGCCGCCAACUCUCAUGAUCGACCCCGAAGCGACACACUACCAGGAUCCCGAGGCGAGGAAAAAGCUGCGCAUGUAUCUUGCAUCUCCUCAAAAGUUCGACGAAGCGAUUGAAUUCGGCUUCCCAUCGUCCGCUGGAAGCGACGCCGCUACACCCCACUUCCAGCUGCCACAGAUCGACAAUCAUGCUCGCAAGUUCAGCCGAGACAUGCACACCUUCCUUAGGGAUGGACAGCUGUCGUUCUUCGAAGACCAUCCAAAGGAGAACCAGGGACUGGAAUCUGAUGCCGGCUCUGUAGCCGACAUGGACUCACCUGCCACGCCCUCUAGCACCGGCCUGUCUUUCCGCAUGCACUCCCGACAAAUCUCGCACCGCAAGUUCUCGGUCGAUUCGCCGGCUCCGUCGCCUGUCCACUCCGCCAAUGGGCAUUUUAAUCGCGAGAUGACGCUCCGUAUGACCUUGACCCGGCCCGAUUUACGAGCUGACGAAGAUCAACUGUAUGGCUGGCAAGGCUCAGGCUCAAGCUCAAGUCCCAAAACCUCGAAAGACGAUCCUCUGGCACUGGAAGACCUUGUCUUCACCGACGACAUGACCGGUACCAAGGGCGCCUUCUACGUCAAGCCUAAACCGCGCGGAAACCUCGUGAGCCGCCUACUGAAGCGUGCCAGCCUCAAGGCCACCACUCGCUGA